CUCCGAGAGGUGCCAAUACCAGGUCCCGGUGUUACCGGAAGAGGGCUCCGUUGUCUGUAGUCAUAACAGCCCGAGAUAGCGGGACAGCUCCCCAACCGGCAUGCUCUGCCUAGUAGUCCGCUUAGGUUCCCUAGUGUGAGGCCUGCAGCGCAGCAGCCCGCAGUAGUGUGUCUCCCCAGCCUGCCUCAGUGUGUGCUAGCCUGUAGCCAGUGAGAUACACCGGUGCUGAUGUCAUGCGGCCUUGUGGGGGAAGUUACCUUCUGCACUUGACAUAGCUGUGUAAACCUAGGAGCAGGAAGAGUCGGGGAUCCCUCUGUUGGAGCGGGGUGCCCCCUGUUAUUGUAUUGCCAGUACAUUCAGCAAUAAGCAAACUCCAGCUAGCCAUAUUAUGAAGUACUAUUUGCUGUUUCUGUCCUUCAGUGUAGUGUGACUUUGUGGUUCACUAUUUUAAGUUUAAUUAGUCUUAUGACAAAAUCUUCAUUUUCCAGGACAAGUGUUCUAUUAACGUCUGUGAUAUCUCAUUCAUGUGUCAUGCCUAAUUUUAGGACAGGGAUAGAAGGCAUGCCAGUCAUAUGUCCCAGUAAUACAUUUGUUACCAAAAAGUAAAUAAACUGUUCAGAACCAAUUUCCCAUUACAGCUUCAUUCCCAGUGUUCUGUCAGAGCCUGCCCUGUAGUUUAUGCUUUUCUAGAAUGCCUUCUGUAUGCUGGUAAUACUGACUUCCAGUGUUCAGUAUUACAUGCUCAAAUGGUCAGAGAGACCUGUUCCAUACUUGUUAUAUUCGUACUUUGACCAGGAUUUAAUAUUAACUUGGUUAACACCGUGUGAACCUUACUGCGGCAUAAAUAGUUUAUUCUCCCUAAAGUAAAGAUUGUACAGCCACAAUGUUCUCUUCUUUUGUUUUACCCGAUGCCUUGGAACAAUCUGCAUGAAUGAUGGCAUAUUAUUUGCUAGACACCAAAUGAGUGGUUAAUGAUAAUUACCUACUGCCAUGGAGCAAGACGCUCAAAGGAAAGCAAACUUUUCAACUCUGGUUGGUCAUACCAAUGGACUAACUAAAACUUCAGCCCUGGCCUCUAAACCUGCGGCUUCAAGAAAACUGAUCAUCAAAAAUUUUAAAGAUAAACCGAAGCUGCCUGACAAUUACACUCAGGAUACAUGGCAGAAGCUCCAUGAAGCCGUAAAUGCAAUAGAAAGCAGCACUUCCAUAAAGUACAACUUGGAGGAACUCUACCAGGCUGUGGAAAACCUAUGUUCUUAUAAAGUUUCACAUACACUGUAUAAACAGCUUCGCCAAGUAUGUGAGGAGCAUAUGAAGGCUCAGAUCCAUCAGUUCAGAGAAGAAUCUCUUGAUAGUUUUCUGUUUUUAAAAAAGGUGAAUUUGUGUUGGAAGGAUCACUGUCGACAAAUGAUCAUGAUCCGGAGCAUUUUCUUAUUUUUGGAUCGAACUUAUGUCCUGCAGAACUCAAUGCUUCCUUCCAUAUGGGAUAUGGGCUUGGAGCUCUUUUGCAGUCAUGUUAUAAGUGACAAAUUGGUUCAGAUGAAGACAAUUGAUGGCAUCCUCCUCCUUAUUGAGCGAGAGCGAUCUGGGGAGGCUGUGGACCGAAGCCUUCUACGUAGUUUACUGGGCAUGUUGUCUGACUUACAAGUUUACAAAGAUUCAUUUGAAGUGAGAUUUUUGGAAGAAACAAAUUGCUUGUAUGCAUCUGAAGGGCAGCGGCUAAUGCAAGAAAGAGAGAUUCCAGAAUACCUCCAUCAUGUGAACAGGCGCUUAGAAGAGGAGGCAGAUAGAGUGAUUACAUAUUUGGACAAUGGGACACAUAAACCUCUGAUAGCUUGUGUGGAAAAACAGCUACUGGGAGAACACUUGGUAGCCAUCUUGCAAAAAGGUCUAAAGAGUAUGCUGAAUGAGAACAGAGUUCCAGACCUGACGCUUAUGUACCAACUCUACAGUCGGGUCAGAGGUGGUCAGUCAAUCCUACUGCAGCAUUGGGGCGAGUAUAUUAAAAGCUUUGGGAGCUCCAUAGUGGUGAAUCCAGAAAAGGACAAAGAUAUGGUGCAGGAGUUGCUAGAUUUCAAGGAUAAAGUUGAUCAUAUAAUCUGUGUUUGCUUCCAAAAGAAUGAGAAGUUUGUCAACACGAUGAAGGAAUCAUUUGAAACCUUCAUCAACAAGAGAACAAAUAAGCCAGCAGAACUUAUAGCCAAAUAUGUGGAUUCUAAGUUACGCUCUGGAAACAAAGAAGCCACCGAUGAAGAGCUGGAGAGAUUCCUUGAUAAAAUUAUGAUAAUUUUUAGAUUCAUCCAUGGCAAAGAUGUGUUUGAGGCAUUUUACAAGAAAGACCUUGCUAAAAGACUGUUGGUGGGCAAAAGUGCAUCUGUGGAUUCAGAGAAAUCAAUGUUAUCUAAACUUAAACACGAGUGUGGGGCAGCAUUUACCAGUAAAUUGGAAGGGAUGUUUAAAGAUAUGGAACUCUCAAAAGAUGUGAUGGUUCAAUUCAAACAGUAUAUGCAAAAUCACAGUGACCCAGGUAACAUAGAUUUGACAGUCAAUAUACUUACCAUGGGAUACUGGCCAUCUUAUACACCCAUGGAGGUUCUUUUACCAGCAGAGAUGGUGAAGCUUCAGGAAAUAUUCAAGACUUUUUAUCUAGGAAAACACAGCGGCAGAAGACUACAGUGGCAAUCCACACUAGGACAUUCUGUUUUGAAAGCUGAGUUUAAACAAGAGAAGAAGGAGCUUCAGGUAUCAUUAUUUCAAACACUGGUGCUACUUAUGUUCAAUGAGGGAGAAGAAUUCAGUUUUGAAGACAUUAAAAUGGCUACAGGAAUAGAGGAGAAUGAGCUGAAACGGACUCUGCAGUCACUUGCGUGUGGGAAAGCCAGAGUGCUAAACAAAUCACCGAAGAGUAAGGAUGUGGAGGAUGGCGACAAGUUCAACUUUAACGCAGAUUUUAAGCACAAAUUAUAUAGAAUUAAAAUCAACCAAAUCCAGAUGAAGGAAACGGUGGAAGAGCAAGUUAAUACGACAGAAAGGGUUUUUCAGGACAGACAGUACCAGAUUGAUGCAGCAAUUGUUCGCAUUAUGAAAAUGAGGAAAACUCUUACACACAACCUCCUGGUCUCCGAGCUUUAUAAUCAGCUGAAGUUCCCUGUUAAGCCUGGAGACCUGAAGAAAAGGAUUGAAUCUUUAAUAGAUAGAGACUACAUGGAAAGGGACAAAGAAAACUCCAAACAGUACCAUUAUCUGGCAUGAGGAGCACGCCGGGGCUGUUGUAGUGCAAUGAAUGAUAGAUAAAACAUCCAGUGCUCAUCUAAUGUUUAAUGUUACAGACCUGAGUAACAGCAGUUGUACAACAUCGCAUCAUUGAUAAACAUUAGUAAUAUCAAAGUAGCAUUUUAUGUAUUUUUUUUUUUUUUUUGUAUGACUGUUUAAAGAAUGUUUUACUAGUUCUUUUGGCAUAAACAUUUAAACUUCUUGUUCUCCUGUCUGCAGUGACAUUUCUCCUUUUUCUUAUUUCUUUUUUUUUCCGCAUUCUUUUGGCUUACGUUGCACAUAAUCCCGCAUCAACUAAUAGGCCCAUAAUGCUGCAAUAUUUAUUAUUGGCUCAGAGAAGGAUUGCAGUGCAGUAGAUCCAUAUUAUGUCCUCUCAAAAAUAGAACCCAACAACUAAAACAAUAGCUUCCUCUAUAUUAUUGUAUAAUGUACAACAGUCUAAAUUGCAUCUUGUUUGGUCUUCUCCACAUUAGGUUUGGAGGGUUGUCAGCAUAGGUAGAAGUGUAAUAAAGGGGAGUGCUGUUGGUGUUAGUUCCACAUCCAAAAUAGAGGGAACUAUUUACUCUAACUUUUUAGGCAAAUUGACAUGCACCAACAAUUUCUAUUUGCUAAUUAUGAGCUACCCAAUUUUAAGUUGUGUAAUAAUAGGCGUUAUUUAAAGACGUGGGGCUGGAUGUAAUACCGCCCGAGUUAGCCCGACGUGUAGGUUCAAAGGGUCAGUCAUAUUUACAAGGCAUAACCAUGGCUUGUAAAUGACUGCUCCUUUAAAAUAACGUCGGAGUUUGCACGUCGGGCAAACCUGAACGGCAUUACAUCCGGCUCAUGGUAUCUGUUUUCUAACUGAAGCAGAACAUCUAUACUGGUACAGUGACUGAAUUACCAUUGUUUGUUUCAUACUGAUGUCAAAACACUGCAAAAAGAAUCAUUGUUGACUUAUUACGAUGAUACAGCUCUGCAGAUACACAUGAUUAAUCAGGGUCACUUAAAUUCCGCUUGAGCAUUCCGGCCGCUCAAUAAACAGGUCUCCUAACAUUGCACAUAGUAUGUAGUAAGCGUUGUUGCUGCCUUGAGGUGGUGUUGACUUUAAUUAAUCAUUCUUGUUGGAGCACUUUGUAGGGCUGUGGAAAGGAAAGCUUCAUAACUAAUUAAGUUAUUGCUGCCACUUUCAGAAAAGCUUUCAAUAUGCAAUUUCUAACCGUAAAUGACAUUUGAAUGAGGACAUUUGUACACUGUAAACAAUGUAAAAACGUAUGGGUAUUUGCAUUUGCUAGUAAAACAAUUUAAAGCACAA
Pseudophryne corroboree (corroboree frog) is the source of this 4564-nucleotide messenger RNA. It is a transcript of the gene CUL4A, whose product is annotated as cullin 4A. Gene Ontology annotation, molecular function: ubiquitin protein ligase binding. The record is from RefSeq and is a predicted model, not a curated record. Gene Ontology annotation, cellular component: Cul4A-RING E3 ubiquitin ligase complex. The coding region runs from base 991 to 3252 and encodes 753 amino acids. Gene Ontology annotation, biological process: ubiquitin-dependent protein catabolic process; DNA damage response; protein ubiquitination. The transcript is spliced from 21 exons. NCBI's taxonomy places the organism in Eukaryota, Metazoa, Chordata, Amphibia, Anura, Myobatrachidae.